Molecule: messenger RNA, 2369 nt
Organism: Micropterus dolomieu (smallmouth bass)
Lineage: Eukaryota; Metazoa; Chordata; Actinopteri; Centrarchiformes; Centrarchidae
Product: immunoglobulin superfamily member 21-like
Exons: 10
Coding region: 1-1467 (488 amino acids)
Biological process (GO): heterophilic cell-cell adhesion; homophilic cell-cell adhesion
Cellular component (GO): adherens junction
Source: RefSeq, a predicted model, not a curated record
AUGAGCGGUCCUCUCGCCCUCUGCUGCCUCCUCCUCUCCGCCCUCAGCCUCCGCCUGACCUCCGGUUAUUUAACCGUUUCCAUUGAGCCCCUCCCACCUGUCGUCAUCGGGGACACAGUCACACUCAAGUGCAACUUCCAAACAGAUGGAAACCUCCGAGAGAUUGUGUGGUUUCGGGUGACUGAAGGAGGCAGUGCCAAGCAGAAGAUUUUCACCUAUGAUGCCAUGUACAACACCAGCUACUCCCACAUGGAGGACAAACACAGGCGGGAGGACCUGGUCUACCAGUCAUCUGUGCGGCUCCCUGAAGUCCAGAUGGAGGACGACGGCCUGUACGAGUGCCACGUGGGGAUCUAUGACAGGAGCUCCAGAGACAAAGUGAUCCUAUCCUCUGGCAGCAUCGUCCUCACAGUCAUAGUACCUCCCAAGUCUAUCUCCGUGGUGGCAGCCAAUAGCCCGGCUCCUUUCAGCCGCUACGAGGCCCAGAACUUCACUCUGGUUUGCAUUGUUACAGGAGCAAAGCCAGCUCCCAUGGUGUACUUCAAGCGGGACGGCGAGCUUAUUGAUGUGGUGCCAAGUGCCCAGACACCUGCCUCAGAGGAAGACCAAAGCAAGGUCCCAGGUCAAGAAAAGAGCAGGGGCAGGAGCCAGGUGAGGCCCCGGGGUUCCCAGGCUCUCACCAGUCGAGACCUUGACGACACCAAACUCCAGAAGUCCCUGCUGGAACAAGAGGGGAAGCUGGCUCGGCUGGGCCAAGACGGCCCUGAAGGGCCCGAACAGGGCCAAGAGCAAGUGUCCGAGUCGGACUCCGAGCCAACCACCGAGGUGAUCCCGGAGACGGUGGUGAGCCGGGAGUUUCCCCGCUGGGUCCAGAGCAGCGACCCGCUCUACUACUUCCAGCAUCAGCAGCAGGCGUCAGGUGACGGCACCAUGGAGGUGAGAGCCAUGCUGACCUGGAGCCUCAACCCCCAGCUGGACAACGAGGCCCUGUUCAGCUGUGAGGUCAACCACCCAGCACUGUCCAUGCCCAUGCAGGCCGAGGUCACUCUGACUGCUCCCAGAGGACCCAAGCUGUCCAUGAGUCCCAGCAAGGCCAAGGUGGGAGACACAGUGCGGAUCACAGUCCAGGGCUUCCAGCUGGGACCUUCUGCAAGUGAGGUCUUCCCUGAGCCCAUUUACACCUGGACCAAGGUGGGCGGGCCUCUGCUGGACGGCAGAGAGGAGCAUAACGGGCGGGAACUCAUCCUGGAGAGAGUUCCUGCUGAACUCAACGGGUCCAUGUUCCGCUGCACGGCCCAGAAUCCUCUGGGCUCCACAGACACUCACACCCGCCUCAUCGUGUUCGACAACCCAAGACUGAAGAAAGGAAAGGAACAUUUUAACGCCAUUGACUCAGGGGCCACUCAGCUCUGCUUCCCCUUCACCUCCAUGUUGCUGCUGCUGAGCUUCACCUGCAAGCUGACGUGAUCCUAGGCUCUGCUGCUCCUCCACACACCACCACCCACAUCUACCUGAGGCACCUGCUCUUUAAUGACCCCCGGGAACAUCAAAAACUCCACCCAGCAGCAACACUCUGCUGGAACGUUACAGGUGCGGCAGGACCAGGAUCAGGUCCAGAUGCUGUAACGAGCCGUCACAUUGUGAGCUGCUGAAAGCCUCCUCUGCAUCACACUGAGACUGUCUGCAGGGUUCACACUGGAUCCCAGGGAAUAAUGGCAGUCCUGAUAGGCCAGUCUGCACAGCCAGCUCUCACGCUGACAGACUUCACUGCAAGAAGCAAUGCUACAGACAUAAAGGCAUCUCUCAGCUGCACAUGAACAGAUAUGAUCCCGAAUCUGUGGAGGGCAGAAGGAGCUAGAUGGAAGGGCCCUUGUAGGGCUGCAGACCCACAAGGUAUCUAUCGGUCAGGGCCGUUAUUCUGUUGGAUCUGGUGUCUGAGCUGGUUUGUUUGGGUCUCCUCUUUGCCCCAGUCUACAUGGUCUAUGAAGUCUCCCCAUUACUGACAGUGUUUCACCUGCUGAGUGAUGGAGCUCUCUGUUCAGAAUCUUACUGGAAAUGUUAAAAGUUCCUAAUUAUCCCCAACUGUUUAUUCAGAGUAGAACUCUAAGUACUACAUUAUGUUACCUUUUAUAUCUGUUUGAAUCAGACUGAGAGUCUUCAGCCAUGCAGAUGUGAGGCUGUGAGAAGGGUCCAACUGGGGCCUCACGUCUGGGGGGGCCCAGGUCUGCGAGCCAACAUGAAGAGAGUACAGUCCCCACACCUGAGGUCAGCUGUCCUUAUAAACAAAUAAAAAUGUAUUUUCCAGAUUUGAAAAUGUUCUCUGCUCAAGGCUGUCUGUAGUGUUGAAUUAAAGUUUGUGUCCAGCUGAA